This is a messenger RNA of Drosophila eugracilis, 1270 nucleotides long. RefSeq names its product O-glucosyltransferase rumi. Gene Ontology annotation, cellular component: endomembrane system. The transcript is spliced from 2 exons. The record is from RefSeq and is a predicted model, not a curated record. Bases 17 to 1249 code for a protein of 410 amino acids. NCBI's taxonomy places the organism in Eukaryota, Metazoa, Arthropoda, Insecta, Diptera, Drosophilidae. Gene Ontology annotation, molecular function: UDP-glucosyltransferase activity; UDP-xylosyltransferase activity. Gene Ontology annotation, biological process: protein O-linked glycosylation; positive regulation of Notch signaling pathway.
AAUCUACAAAAAUAUAAUGUUAACCUUAAGGAGGAGUUAUCUUUUAUUGGGAGCCCUGCUUCUGUAUUGCGCUCCGAAUGCGUGGUCUAUCGCCGAGGAUACGUGCAAUACAGUCCAGUAUCCGGAAUACAAUAUCAGCUACGACUUUGUGCCGCAUAUCUUGCAAUCCCUGGCGGCCUAUCGACCAUGUGAACCGGGGGAUCCUAAGUGCCUUUGCCAUGCCCAGACCAUCCAAAAAGAUAUGGAGCCUUAUAAGAACAAGGGUAUCACCCCAGAGAUGAUGAAACAAUCCAAACUUUUGGGAACUUAUUAUCAGGUAAUCCGUGGUCGCAUCUAUCGUCAGGCGAACUGCUCGCACCCGAAGCGAUGUGCCGACGUGGAAGACCUUCUCUUAAAGAUUGCCAGCGAUCUGCCCAAUUUAGAAUUUGUUCUCAAUGUACGUGACUGGCCCCAGGUGCAUUUUUUGUCCGGCUUAAGUGGACCAGUAUUUUCCUACUCAACUACGAAUCGUCACCUGGACAUCAUGUAUCCUGCAUGGUCAUUUUGGACCACCUCGGGUCCAAUCCUGCAGCAUUAUCCCCACGGUGUAGGUCGCUGGGACUGGAUGCGUCAACACUUGGCUGCCAAAGCUGCUAAGAUUUCCUGGGAUGCCAAGCAAUCCAUUGGUUUCUUCAGAGGCUCACGAUCUUCCCCGGAGCGCGACAAACUUGUAAGGCUUUCCCGCAGAUGUCCAGACUUGGUCGAUGCCCAGUAUACGCUCCAUGUGGCGUACAAUUCUGAUGGCCAUGAGCUCAACUCUGAUCCCGCCGAGGAAAUGCCUUUGGCCGAGCAUUGUCGAUUUAAGUACCUUUUUAACUUCCGGGGUGUGACGGCUAGUUUCCGCCUGAGGCACAUCCUACUUUGCCGCUCGUUGGUGCUCCAUGUGGGCGACCUGUGGCAGGAAUUCUUUUACAACCAACUGAAGCCCUGGGUGCACUACGUUCCCGUGGCUAGCGACGCCAACAUGGAAGAGCUGACGGAGCUGAUUCUGUAUCUACGCGAUCACGAUGAUUUGGCGGAGGAGAUUGCGGAGAGGGGACACCAUUUUAUAUGGCUCCACCUUCGAAUGGAGGACGUCCAAUGCUAUUGGCGCAAGUUAUUAACCGAAUACGCUCAGUUGCUUACUUAUAAAGUGCAACUGGAGCCGGGCUUGCUCGAGGUCUCUAACAAAAGAGCGGUACAGCUAUAUCGUUUUUAUAACCUAAAAUAAAAUAAAUUUAUUUGUUUUUUU